UCAUGGAGUCCUACGUGGUGAGCUGUAAAUAUGCUGAGCCGCAGUUCCCACCAUGUGAAGAAGAUUACAGUAAUUUUAGUGACCAAGGGGGGUAUUACAACAACCCUCAGGACAGUGGUACUUAUGGAGGGGGCUAUCAGUCCGUACAGCCCCCACCGCCUCCAUACACAGCACAACAAACCGGCUAUCAACACUCUUUGCAGGGGCACCAAAGGGAGGAUGGAGAGGAGCAGUCGCAGCACCAAGGUGCGCCCUACCCCGGUUACAGGGACAGGGACACAGAAGCAACCAGUAAGCAGAGAUUCCCCGUGGGUGACCUGCAGUGCCAGGCCUGGAUGACCUGCGCCAAGCCCGCUCAGGUGCAGAGGAAGACGGCCUGCCAAGGGAAAGACAAGCCGCCUAUUGUUGUCUACCCGUGGAUGAAGAAAUUGCACAUCGCUCAAGUAAAUCCGAACCACGUGGGCCCGGAACCUAAGCGACUACGGACGGCCUACACGCGCCAGCAGGUUCUGGAGCUCGAGAAGGAGUUCCACUUCAGCCGCUACCUGACGCGCCGCCGCCGCGUCGAGGUGGCUCACACGCUCGUCCUGUCCGAGCGCCAGGUGAAGGUUUGGUUUCAGAACCGGCGCAUGCGCUGGAAGAAAGACAACAAGCUACCAAACACCAAAGGCAAAAACAAAAACAAGAAAACGACGGACAACAACAGCAGCAGCAGCAGUGACAGCAGCAGCAGUAACGUGAAGGCGGUGAUAACCGUGUGAGCAAAUGAUGGUGGGAGCACAGUCCGGCCGCCAUGUUUGCACCUUCAUUCUCCAAAACAGAUUCGGGGUGGCUACAGCGAACUGUAACAUUCAUGAACUACUUUAAAAUUACGGGAUCUCCAUUGACAGGCCGAAUUGUUUUAUAAAUGUGUUCAUGUAUUUUACUUUGUAUUGUAUUGCAUACAAUUUAGUUCAAUAUUUAAAUCAUUAAUAGGCCUGACUGUUUUUGGGUCCCAUAUCCCCAAAGUGAGAUUAGGGAGGUACAUUUUUUUUAACCUCCGAUAAUGAAUGCGCUUUGUUGCCGAGUUGGCAAGUUGCAUCUACGGUGAGUGGGGGAUCUCAUGUCUUUGGAGAAAACAGGGUUUUUAAUUUCUACAGGGUAAACACAAUACAGGGUUUAUUAAUAGCUACCUAGAGGGUAAAAUAGCCUAACUUAUGAAUAUGCACAUUACCAAAAUGUUUCCAAACUGGCGCUUAAAGGGGCAAAAACCAUAAACCAAAUUGUUUAGAGUCUAACCCAUAUAACAGUUACGGAAAAUAAUGUUGUAGCAUUUUUUUGUACCUAUGAAGCUACAUCCAAAAACCAUGCAUAUUAAGUAGGAUAAGUAGCCAUACUGUGCAGAUUUUUUUUUACGAGCGAAUGUAUCCUGUUUAUGGUGGACUGAACGUCACACUUCUGUACGCUUGGAAAAUAAAGCCAAAAUCGGAGGUACAGUUUUUAAUGCACGAUGAGGACUCUAUAUCCACCAUAUUUUCUCAGGGCUACAGGGUUGAAACAGACAGAACUUUUUAAAACGUAUAUUGUUUGAUGAAGCAUCGAGGUGUUUUGAAAUAAAUCCUCUCAGAAACAGUAUCGCAUUUUUUAUUACACGCUCUCUUUGAUUCCAGUUUAAUAUGCUAUUGAUUUCUGUUAUACAGCCUAUAGGCCUACGCAGUACUUAUUUCUAUUUGUAUUAUUUAGAAACAUAUUUUGAUCUUUGUAGCAAGCAUCAUC
Messenger RNA from Notolabrus celidotus (New Zealand spotty), 1755 nucleotides. Its product is annotated as homeobox protein Hox-D4b-like. The coding region runs from base 3 to 761 and encodes 252 amino acids. NCBI's taxonomy places the organism in Eukaryota, Metazoa, Chordata, Actinopteri, Labriformes, Labridae. Gene Ontology annotation, cellular component: nucleus. Gene Ontology annotation, biological process: anterior/posterior pattern specification; regulation of transcription by RNA polymerase II; embryonic skeletal system morphogenesis. The record is from RefSeq and is a predicted model, not a curated record. The transcript is spliced from 2 exons. Gene Ontology annotation, molecular function: RNA polymerase II cis-regulatory region sequence-specific DNA binding; DNA-binding transcription factor activity, RNA polymerase II-specific.